Gambusia affinis (western mosquitofish) is the source of this 5524-nucleotide messenger RNA. RefSeq names its product transcription factor SOX-13-like. Gene Ontology annotation, biological process: cell fate commitment; regulation of transcription by RNA polymerase II. The transcript has 14 exons. The record is from RefSeq and is a predicted model, not a curated record. Gene Ontology annotation, molecular function: DNA-binding transcription factor activity, RNA polymerase II-specific; RNA polymerase II cis-regulatory region sequence-specific DNA binding. The coding region runs from base 250 to 2196 and encodes 648 amino acids. Lineage: Eukaryota; Metazoa; Chordata; Actinopteri; Cyprinodontiformes; Poeciliidae. Gene Ontology annotation, cellular component: nucleus.
UGUUGGUUGGCUGCCUGAUCACUAUCGCGCCCGGUCGUGUUGCAGGAAGGCUUACCUGCAACAGCAUGCUAAUUAUGCAAAUGUGCAGCCCGUGCGGUGGGAUCUGAAGAGGCUCUUUGUACUUUUUCCCUCUUGAGGGGAGAGUAUGGGGGGGAGUGGGGACCGAUCGGCGGAGGGGUGGCUGCCUGGGUCAGAGGUAACAGAGAGUAGAAAAGACAGGCGCUACAGGAGCGGCAGAGCAGAGUCACUAUGACUUGUGUCAGCAGCUCUGUUCCAGGCAGGGAGCGAUUUUGGAUCCCCGCACAUCCAGCCGGCCCGGCCAGAAUGGUUGAGCCCAGACCUUCAGCUCUGCACCUGCUCUCUGGUGGGGAUGUACGCAUGGCGGACAUCGGCGUCAAAGUGGAACAGGAGGAAUGCGGCGGAGACGGCGGAGCCAAAACCAACUCGGAGCAUCCCAGGACUCUGCACGACUGGUCAGCAAGUCAGCCUCUAGAGACUCGCCAGCUGACCCCCCCACUGUCACGCUCCCCUUCAGAGGGCUCUCCAGGAAAGGAGCCGCCUCACAAGCAAAGCCCCAUGGGAGUUAAGGAAGCCGAGAUUCACGAGCGAUCAGAGGGGCCAGCCAAAAUUAAGGAAGUAAUGCCGACUAUCGAGAAGCUGCUGAACGCCGACUGGAAGGAGAAACUUCUGGAUAAAAGCUCAGUGGGCGCAGGACAACUAAAAGGCACCCCGGAGUCUCUGGCGGAGAAGGAGCUGCAGCUGCUGAUGAUGAUCAACCAGCUGAGCGGCCUCAGAGAGCAGCUGCUGAGCGCCCACUCAGAGCAGAGGAACAUGGCCGCCCUGCUGCUGGAGAAGCAGCAGCAGCAGAUGGAGCUGGCCCGGCAGCAGCAGGAGCAGAUCGCCAAGCAGCAGCAGCAGCUGAUCCAGCAGCAGCAUAAGAUCAACCUGCUUCAGCAGCAGAUCCAGCAGGUGAACAUGCCCUACGUGAUGAUCCCAGCUUUCCACCCCAACACCCAGACCCUCCCCGUCUCCUCAGACCCCCAGAUGACAUUGCCUCUGCAGCCCAUCCCCUGCAAGCCGACGGUCGACUACUCCAUGCAGCUGCUCCCAAACAGCCACCACACGCCCAUCAAGAGGAGCAGCAGCUCCUUUCGCCAGGAGGCGAGCCAGCCGCUGAACCUGACCUCCAAGCCCAAGGGGAUGGAGCUGGGGAAGACGUCCAGCCCUCUGAGCGUGGAGCUGGGAUCAGUGGGAUCCAUUCAGGGCGCCUACAGACCCAGAGAGGUGUCCCGCAGCCCGCCGCGGCCCGCCCUCAGUUUCCUAGGAGACGGCGACGUGGUCACCCAGGCCAUCCAUGAUGCCCAGCAGCUCUUGCGGAGUCACAGCAGCGGAGGGAGAGACAGAGACAGAAACAGAGACGGUUCUGGAAAAAUGGAAUAUAAAGGUUCUCCUCGUGCAGAAAAAAUAAGUCGCUGUGAGCGCAGCGAAGAGAGGCACGGCGAGGAGCACCUCAGCAGUGACUCUGAGGGGGCCCUCCCCGUCUCUGUUCCUGGCAGCUACUCUGAGACCCGGCCCACUUCCUCUACCGGCCACAUAAAGAGACCCAUGAACGCCUUCAUGGUGUGGGCCAAGGACGAGCGCAGGAGGAUCCUCCAGGCUUUCCCAGACAUGCACAACUCCUCCAUCAGCAAGAUCCUAGGCUCCAGGUGGAAGUCCAUGUCCAACCAGGAGAAGCAGCCGUACUAUGAGGAGCAGGCGAGGCUGAGCAGGCAGCACCUGGAGCGUUACCCCGACUACAAGUACAAGCCCCGACCCAAACGGACCUGCAUUGUGGAGGGCCGAAGGCUGAGGGUGGGCGAGUACAAAGCCAUGAUGAAGAGCCGCAGGCAGGAGCAGAGGGCCACCUACACACACAGCCAAUCAGAGCCGCAGCAGAUCCAGUACUCCCAGAGCGACCAGUACCCGGCCGGCGGCUCCAUCUCCGUCCCAGGCUUACCAUUUCACCCGGCGCUGCUGGAGCACUACCUGCCGCAGGGCCCGCCCCCCGCCCGCAGGUCAGAGGACCGGGCCACGCCCACCCCACUGCCCAGGGACAGGGAGAGAGAGAGAGAGAGAGAACGAGUGCCCUACAGCGAAGGAGAAGAAAGCGACUUGGGAGAGAGGAGUGAGGGGGAACUGGUGCUGCUCACAGACUGAUCAAGUUGGGCUCGGUGGGCCUCUGGGGGCCCAGUGGGCCCGGUGGCCCCGUAGAGCAAGGAGACGGAGAGGAAGACGAACAGAACUUCAGCUUCAGAUGUCGCUCCUGGUUUCAAGGCAAUCAGAAUCCAAAUCCUGGAUGACUGAGACGCCACACACACACACACACACACACACACCCACACGUACUCUGCUUGUACAUUAAUACAAACUCCCCAGUUCCCUCACACAAGUCCUUAUCAGUUCCCUUCCCAGAUGAGUCAUCACCUGCUUUGUGUUUUUUUUUUUCUUUUUUUUUUUUUUACUGUUGUUAGAAUGUAGAAAGUUAUCAUUUAAUCCCUUCUGCUUCUUGUUUUUCUUCCAUGUUGCCUUUUAUCAAACAAUACGCCUCCCAGGGAUUAGAAUCGCUGCAGGAAGUUCCAUAGGAACUGUUCAACUUAGAUUUGCUGCUUUUCACCUGUCAGGCAGCCCAGGAGACUGGACUGGGUCCACACCGCCCCCUGGUGGUGGAAGCUAGUCCUUACAAAAGGCAGACAUAAAGGUAGCACUGGACCGUUUACAUCCAACCUGAAACCUCUGACCAAAGAAAAGCCUGAAGACAGCAGGAUGCUUCACAUCAUCAUGUCUGUUUGUAGAGUGGGCUGCUUUGUUCUUUUGUGGGUUUUUUUUUUUUUUGUCUUCAGAUGUUGAUGCUGUCGUUGGCACAUUUGGAAAAGUCUUCGAAUAAUUUAUUAACCCGUCAUCCCAAAACUCCAACAUUUAAUUUGAGUACGUUUGUCUGUGGGUGUCCGCUCCCCUGAUGAUUCCUGUCAGACAGAACUAAAGAAUUUUCUAACCCAGAUUGUAAGACAUCAUAAAGUCCACCAGGAGACCAAAGGAAAAAAUCUGGUGGACAAAUUAUAGGUUUGAUUUUUAGUUUAUUUCUUUUUUUUUUUACCUGAAAUUUUUUAUAUUUGAAAAAAUAAUUAGAUCAUCUGACUCAUCAGUUAGGCAUUAAUUUGUCCUUUCAACAGAUUUUCUUUAGGAGGACACUAUAUUUGUGCUCCAGCAACUCCCAGUAUUUAUAAUAACAACAAUCAUAAUAAUAAUUAAAAAAAAAUUCAUUUUAUUGUUCAUUGGCUCUGUACAAAAUGCAUAAAAUCAAUUAAAAGAUACAAUAAUAAAAUAACUUGAACAGGAAGUGCAGGAGGCAUCAGAUAUAUAAGCAAUUUUAAAGAAAUAGGUUUUAAAUUCUGAUUUAAAAUGAGGGAGUGAAUCCUUCAUGACCCAAUAAUAACCCCAGUCACAUCCUCCUCCUCCUCCUCUUCCUCUUCCUCUUCCUGUUCCUCUUCCUGCUCCUCUUCUUCCUCCACAUUUCCUCUGUUCUCCUAAAGUGAACUGUAUUUGCUUCAGUUCCCUCUCCGGCUUGGAGGGUUGACCCCCGGCCUGUUGCAUAUAUUUGUUUUUUUUGCUUUUUAAGUGUUUCUUGAUUGUUGUGUUUAAUCUGUGCAUUUAAAUACAUGGUUUUUCUUUGUUUUGUUUUGUUUUUUCUUGGUGAAACGAUGCUGAAGCUCCUUCGUUCAUCAUCGUUUAUAUUCUUGUUCAGAUUGUCCAGCAGCAAGAAAAACCAUCUCAUGAAUUGAACUGCCUGUCUGAAAUCACUCGGUCCACGACGAACUGUAACUUGAAAGUGCAGAGGUGUAAUAUUCAUGAUUUGCUUUGUGAUAGAAAAUAUUAGUUAUGACAACGGUGGAGCACUAAACGAAAUGGAUUAAGUUGGUUUCCUUGGAGAAAAAUUAGUGAUUGGGAACGCAACCUUUCUGUUGCGUAUGAAAGGGAGCUGAACGUAAAUAAACCUGCAUCCAUCUGACGGCGGAUACAAAUUGUAAUUCAAUAGCACUUUCCACUUCUUUAGAGACACUGGUGAUGAUGGGAACACUGGCACCAUAGUUAGCCCUCCUUCCUUAUCUUGCUGUGUGACAUUAAGUUUUGUUUAUACAAAUAGGUAAUGGUCAGUCAUUUGUGUGAUGGUAUAUAAUGAUUUUUUAAAACAUUUAGCUUCAGAAUUGCAUCAGUUUUACGUCCUAUGAGCUUUUAAUGGGAAAACACUGGAAUUUUGUUCAUAAAUAGCUAGCUGCAGUAAGACUGCUGCCAACAAGAGGAUCCAUUUAGAAAAGACACAAAGAAGUUGCUGACAAUAACUUCAGCAUCUUCAGAAGUUGCUGAAGUUACAAACUUCUCUUGCUGAAGAGUUUGUCAUCUCUUCAUCAAGAGAUGACAAACCAUAACUCUUCUUUUCUUUAAGGCAAACCAUAACCAGCUACGACCGGUGUGUUUGUUUAAAGAGCUAGCUAAUCCAACAGAAAGCCUAGCUAUACAAGCUAAUAUCAGCAGUAACAAACAAAACCUCAAGAAAUUACUUAAAUAAUGUUCCUUCCUUGAGAUUUAUAAUUUUUGAUUACCAGUAAUAUGAUCAUAAGCUACAGUUAGACCCUGAAUUAUUCAUACCUAUUUUAGUAAUGGUAAUGGAUGCUUCUUCUUACUGAAAGCAGUGCUAAUGUUUUAGCAUUCUCCACAUUCACUCUGAGUUUGACGGGCCUCUUGGCAUCACCUAAUCUUUAGCUCCCUCCAUUAAGUUGUGGGGUUUUUUGACUUUAUAUGCUAACUUUGAUAGCAUUAAACUUUAGCAUAGGUCAAGUUGACAAACCGUAGGUGCCUGAAAUGAUUCCUACCUUUUAUUAAAUUUCAAUUAUUCCAGUUUUUUCAAUUCUGGUUCCAGCAAAGAAAUGUGUGUUUAAGAAGAAGUUUUAAGAAGUUUAUUUAUUUUAUUUUUAAUUUUUUAAAGGUUAGCUAGCAGCUAACUGUUUAGCUUAUUGAGUUUCACUGGUUGCAUUAAAAUCAACACAGAAGAAAACCUGGUACUUAAUGUUUUAUUUUGUAAAAAAAAAAAAAAAAAAGUUCUUAUGUUAUGAAUUUAAAGAUAUAAGUUCAUAACUGUGGUGUCUUUGUUCUCAUCAUAUCCUGGCUCUGUGGUAUUUAGAUUAUUUCAAUAAAGAAGUUGUUUGCUGUUAGCUGUUAGCCAAGGGCGGGGUCGGUUAAACAAGAAUGGCGGAUAAGUGUCUCAGGCCUAAACUGGACAUGAAGGUUAAUCAGAAACAUGCUGGUUCUUUUGUGUACAGAGAUCAGAAAUGAGUUAUUUUAUUACAUACUAGAACCAUCUGUCAUUACCCUGCUGAUGUAAAUAUAGAAAAACUUUAUUUUGUUUAUAAGAGCUUGUGUAAUUUAAAGGUGUACAUUUCCAUAUGUUUUCAGAGUUUUUGAAAGACAAUAAACUGGUUGUUUUAAUCAU